AUGCUGGAGCUGUCGCGUCGUGAAUUGGAAGUCGCGACUGGCCCCUGCGCCGGCGGACGGCGAAAAGUGCUGCCGAUCCCUGCCGCAACUCUCGGGAGCGCCCUCGUUCUCAUCAACUGCAUCGCAGCCAUCGCAGCCAACACCACGAUAAUGCCCAUCCGCAUACGACUACGCGCGCCCAACGGCCAGCACACCCUCUCCCUCGACGACAACGCCGCCGUGUCUGACCUGCUUUCAUCCAUCUCCGAUGCCACGGGCCUACCGCUCUUCGAACUCAAGUGGAACUUUCCACCCCAGCCGCUCGACCCCGCGCUCUAUGGCUUGUCAACACUACUCAAAGACACCGAUCUGAAGCUUAAUGGUGCGCAAAUCAUCGUCAUUGCGAUAGCAACAGGAGACCCUAGCGAGAAGAAGGCCGAAGAAGAAGGCUCAGGCUCCGCGCCCCUAUCACUGAAGCGGAAACAAGCCUCUGCGCUCAAAGACACCCCCGAGGUCCCUGUGCCAGAUCGCGGCGGUACCAUGGUGUUGCGGGUCAUGCCUGAUGACAACUCCUGCAUGUUUCGAGCUCUUGGCAGCGCUGUGCUUACCGACACACUCGACUCCAUGACAGAGCUGAGGUCUCUUGUAGCGCAAGCCAUUCAACGGGAUCCGGACAUGUACAACGAAGCGGUCCUGCAGCGCUCGCCAGACGAUUACUGCAAGUGGAUAUCAUACUCAGACUCUUGGGGUGGUGGCAUCGAGCUGAGCAUUCUGUCACAGGAGUUCGACAUUGAGAUUGCCAGCAUCAACGUGCAGGACUUGCGAGUGGACCGCUUCAAUGAAGGCAAGAAGAAGCGCUGCAUCCUUGUCUACUCGGGUAUCCACUACGAUACGAUCGCUUUUGUUCCGGGUGGAUCGUCAACCUAUGAUCCAGAGAAUGACAUCAAGCUGUUCGAUACCGAGGAUGACGUGAUGUUGGAAGCAGCUCGGCAAUUGUGUGGCGAGCUUAAGAAGCAACACUACUUCACCGACACACAAAAGUUCGAUAUCAAGUGCAACACAUGCGGCUGGCAAGGCGCCGGUGAGCGGGGCGCUGUAAAGCAUGCCGAGGAAACUGGGCACACCGAUUUCGGCGAAGCCAACUGA
Molecule: messenger RNA, 1125 nt
Organism: Parastagonospora nodorum SN15
Lineage: Eukaryota; Fungi; Ascomycota; Dothideomycetes; Pleosporales; Phaeosphaeriaceae
Exons: 3
Coding region: 1-1125 (374 amino acids)
Biological process (GO): protein deubiquitination; endoplasmic reticulum unfolded protein response
Cellular component (GO): nucleus; cytosol
Molecular function (GO): cysteine-type deubiquitinase activity
Source: RefSeq, a predicted model, not a curated record